Molecule: messenger RNA, 1137 nt
Organism: Tetrahymena thermophila SB210
Lineage: Eukaryota; Ciliophora; Oligohymenophorea; Hymenostomatida; Tetrahymenidae
Product: GCC2 and GCC3 protein
Exons: 1
Source: RefSeq, a predicted model, not a curated record
AAUAAAUAGAUUUUUUGUUUAAAGCCCAGUAAAUAAUUUAUUUUUAUAUAAUUAAUAUUAAACUAAAAAAUAAUUAAAACAAAAAUGAGAAAAUUUUACAUAAUAACUUUUUUCUUAUAGUUAACUUAAUUUUUGAAAGCUUAGAAAUGCUAAGCUGGAUAUUAUGGAACUUCAGAAUGCUUAUAAUGCCCAAAUAAUAUGAUGUCAAAUCCCUCUAACAAUCAUUCUAUAGAUUAGUGUUAUAAUUGCCCAGAUGGCUACUAUUUUAAUAGUGUAGAUUGCUUAAAGUGCAAAGCAGGAACAUAUUCCUAAAAUGGAAAGUGUAUUACUUGCGAAGAUGGAACUUCAUCUGAAGAAGGUUCAUUGUUUUGCUAUGAAUGCCCUCCUGGUCAAUAUUCAAAAAAUGGAGAAAAAUGCAAGGAAUGUCCCAUAGGAUAUUAUUCUCCAAAUGUAAAAUCUUCCUCUUGCAUCAAAUGCCAUCCAUAAAAAGCUUCAAAUAAAGGAUCUUGGAUGUGUAAUUAUUGCUAACCUGGAGAAUAUGCGAAAGAUGGUGAAUGCUUAAUAUGCCCAAGUGGAACUUAUUCUAAGUUUGGCUCUAUUUACUGCGCAAAGUGCGAGCUGGGAUAAGGUUCUAAUCCUGGUUCAUCAAUGUGCAUUGAUUGCCCUCCAGGAACUAUUUCAUAGUAAGGGAGAUGCAUAAAUUGCUAUGCUGGAUCAACAACAACCGAAUAUAAUUAAAUUGUUUGCAGUAGAUGUCCAGAUGGCUAAUAUUCUGAACCUGGAGGUCAGUGUAAGUUUUGUGAACCAGGAACCUAUAUAAGCUCAUUUCGUUAAAAAAGUUGUGUACCAUGCAAAAGAGGACUCACUUCUUAUCAAGGAAGUUAAUGUUUCGAAUGUCCUUAAGGUUCUUUACUAAUUGAUAAUAAAUGUGUUUGUGGCAAAAAUUAAUUUAUGGUAGGCGAAUACCCUAAUUUUACAUGCUAAAGUUGUUAACAAGGUUUUUUUUCAGAAGAAGGAUCUAGUUCUCCUGAGGAAUGUUAGCCAUCACAAAUAAUUAAUGCACAUGCUUCUUUCAAUUCUUCUGAUAUAUUAAAAACUUUAUCUAUUUACUUAAUUUUUCUGAUGCUUUACAUUUGA